UUGCGCCCACGUGAUGUCAGUAAAAAUACCCUCAUGGAGAAAACACUUUUUUGCGAAAGGUUUACACAAAAAGUUUGACACGGAUAGACAGAUCUUAUAGGUCAACGGACACGUGGGCAGGACUACCGUGUGAAAAACUAGCAGCUUAUUUCGGGGAGUUUCGUAAACCAUCAAUCAAAAUCCAUUUACACAACUGAAACGGGUUUUAAGGUAUAUAGAUAGACAGCUGGUUCGCCAGUCGCCCUUCUUGGGAGCAAACAGAUUUGACAACUUGUUGUGUAUUUUGUCUUACGAACGCCGUGGAAAUUCACAAUGCAGGCUGCCAAAGUUUUCGUCUUGUGUUCUCUGCAGUCUCUGACACACCGAUGGAAUUCAUGGUGGAUUUCUUAACCAAAGCCAAGGAGAUAGCAGAUAGCAAUGCCAACAUUCCAGAGGAACUGAGGGUCAACCUACAGAAGGCCCUGGACAUAGCGUGUGGUCUAGACGGCUACCUGGAGAAAAUGAGUAGCCAGGAAAGUGCACCUCUUGCUGAGCUGUAUAAGAAAACAAUGGAACACAACUGGGAUAAAGUAUUCGAGGAGGGCAAGACUCAGUUUCGGCUUCCAAAAGAGUGCAUCACUGGGCUUGUGGAAGGCCAGACUCUGAAAAUGCUGGUCCACAUGAGUAAAGCCAAGAGGAUCCUAGAGAUAGGCAUGUUCACAGGGUAUGGUGCACUCUCAAUGGCUGAAGGACUGCCCCAGGAUGGUUCACUUGUUGCCUGUGAGCUUGAGCAAUAUCUUAAAGAAUUUGCUAAGCCCAUAUUUGACAGGUCUCCACAUGGCAAGAAGAUAACGGUGAAGAUUGGUUCUGCCAUGGAUAGCUUGAAGGAAUUGGCUGCGGCAGGUGAGCAGUUUGACAUGGUCUUCAUCGACGCAGACAAGAACAACUACAUCAACUACUACAAGUUGAUUCUGGACCAUAACCUCCUACGGCUGAGUGGUGUGAUAUGUGUGGAUAACUCUCUGUUUAAGGCUAAGGUCUACCUAGAGGACACCGCUGAUGAAAACGCACUGGCACUUCGGGAUUUUAACCAGUUUGUGAUGAGUGAUCCUCGUGUGGAGCAGGUCAUUGUCCCUCUCAGAGAUGGCAUCAGCAUCAUCCGCAGAGUACCUAUGUCAACAGCAUGUGCAGGCACACAGAGCAAGAUAACAGACGAUGAGGUAUUCCGGGGUUUGAACGGGAGGUCGAUCCUGGACCGGAUGCGUCUGGACGGCAGGGUGGCCUAUGUGACAGGGGCAGGCCAGGGUAUAGGCAGGGCGUUCGCACAUGCCCUGGGAGAGGCUGGGGCCAAAGUGGCUGUGGUAGACCUGGAACAAGGGAAGGCUGAGGGCGUGGCAGAGGAGCUCACACUGAAAGGGAUAAAUUGCAUUGCGAUUACUGCUGACAUCAGCAAAUCGGUGGAUGUUGAGAGGAUGAUUGACAGCAUUGUGUCCAAAUGGGGAGCGAUCCAAAUAGCAUGCAACAACGCAGGGAUCAACAUGAACUCAGCCAGUGAAGACACCAGUCUGGAAGAGUGGGACCAAACCUUUGAUGUCAACUUGAGGGGGACCUUCAUGUGUUGUCAGGCUGCAGGUCGUGUGAUGCUGAAGCAAGGAUAUGGGAAGAUUAUUAACACAGCAUCCAUGGCCAGUCUAAUAGUGCCCCAUCCACAGAAGCAGCUUGCCUACAACACCUCAAAGGCAGGAGUGGUCAAACUGACACAGACACUUGGCACAGAGUGGAUCGACAGAGGGGUCCGUGUUAACUGCAUCUCACCGGGGAUUGUUGACACCCCUCUCAUCCACUCGGAGAGUUUGAGGCCUCUGGUGAAGCGCUGGCUGUCAGAUAUCCCUGCUGGACGACUGGCUCUAGUGACAGACCUGCAAGCUGCAGUGGUCUACUUGGCAUCUGACGCCUCCGACUACAUGACAGGGCAUAACUUAGUCAUAGACGGUGGGCAAAGUCUGUGGUAGAGAGGGGGAGAAGCUUCAUAUUUUCCACUCUUGGAACCACAGUUGUCUGGUGGCACCUUAAUUGGGGAGGACGGCUCAUAAUAAUGGCUGGAACAGAAUAAAUGGAAUGAUAUCAAGCACUUGGUUUCUAUGUGUUUGAUUUCACUCGAUUCCAGCCAUUAUUAUGAGCCGUCCUCCCCUCAUCAGCCUCCUGUGGCACCCACUGUGACUGAUCUCCACAGGGAGAAUUGGAUAACAUAGAGAGAUUAGGUCAGACUGAUUACCUCACUGGUUUACCAUUAUCUAUGUCAGAUUGGAGAUUAUUUUAGUUUCAUACAGUACUGUUCACAUAAAAGGGACAUUUAUUUAGACACAAUUGUGCUUUUAUAUCUCUGUUAAUUUUCUUGACAGAAAUGCACACUUUGUUGCCAUCCUUUGUAUGCUGAUCAUAUCCCUUCUACAUGGUGCUAUCCUUUGGACAUCUGUGUUUUUAUACAGAAACAUUUUUCACGCUGGUAUCUGUGAGUGACUCUUAUAUAGAAGUAUUGACACCAUUGGCCCCGUCAGAGGUAUUUGUUUCAUAAGUGCAAAGUACUUGAAUAGGGUUCAUAGUUCAAGAUUUUAAUACACUGAAUGCAUGCUGCUUUCUACUGUGCAAGUACAGUACAUACUGGAUAUUAGAUUGCAAAAGAUGGGUUGGGCAUAGUAGACAGUACUGAGAUGUGUAUGACAAGAUGCUAUCUGUUUCUCAAAUAAACACUAUCAAAACUAA
Coregonus clupeaformis (lake whitefish) is the source of this 2742-nucleotide messenger RNA. RefSeq lists its product as uncharacterized. Lineage: Eukaryota; Metazoa; Chordata; Actinopteri; Salmoniformes; Salmonidae. The record is from RefSeq and is a predicted model, not a curated record. Gene Ontology annotation, molecular function: oxidoreductase activity, acting on the CH-OH group of donors, NAD or NADP as acceptor; O-methyltransferase activity. The transcript is spliced from 11 exons. The coding region runs from base 366 to 1991 and encodes 541 amino acids.